Messenger RNA from Cordyceps militaris CM01, 630 nucleotides. RefSeq lists its product as uncharacterized. The transcript has 5 exons. Lineage: Eukaryota; Fungi; Ascomycota; Sordariomycetes; Hypocreales; Cordycipitaceae. The coding region runs from base 1 to 630 and encodes 209 amino acids. The record is from RefSeq and is a predicted model, not a curated record.
AUGUGCAAAAAGAUGCGAGAGCACGCAACGGUGCGCGAGUCCACCAAGCGGGUACAGAGCCGCAGUGGAGCUCAGUUGGCCAAGCCGUGUAAGGGCACAAAAGGGAGAAAAAUCGAGAAGCUCCUGGUCAAUUGCCAAUUUGGGCAAUAUUAUACAAGUGUCUACGCCGUGGCAGAAAGCGCAUUUGUGGUGUGGUUUCAACUAGAAGGCAUCUCGAGCACACCGCUACAAACAACUCUGUGGUUGGCUAGCAAGCCAGUAGCCUGCGUGCGCCUUGCCGACGACAAGCUGGCGAUCCACCGGCUACAUGGUGAGAAUGGUAGCAACACUACAAAAGCGGUUGCUGCGCCCGAUGUCGGGGGCUUUCUGGGCGGCCGUUUUUUACUGGUGCAGCGGAACGAUGGAUCUGGACCGGUUCUUGGUAGCCAUUUAUAUGGAUCACAUGUGGACAUUGGCAUGACAAUGGUUGCUGAAACGGCCGCGUGUAAAAUGAAUCACACAAUUCUCACCUUACAUAACAUUUUGUACAAGUGGCGGGCAAAAGCAUCACCUGCACGGCACUUGAAGCGGGUUGAGCGGCACGUCGGCCACAACCUGCGAGAUGAUGCUACCCAAAGCAACGAGAAAUAG